Molecule: messenger RNA, 2937 nt
Organism: Phyllostomus hastatus (greater spear-nosed bat)
Lineage: Eukaryota; Metazoa; Chordata; Mammalia; Chiroptera; Phyllostomidae
Product: solute carrier family 22 member 9-like
Exons: 10
Coding region: 320-1978 (552 amino acids)
Biological process (GO): transmembrane transport
Molecular function (GO): transmembrane transporter activity
Source: RefSeq, a predicted model, not a curated record
AGUCCAGCGCUGCUUUGGGGCACCGCCGAUGACACCAGGUUUCACCAAGGGGACCUUUAAACAGGGUUCAUGGCCUCUGCCGGUGACACGCCAGCUAAACCGUUUUCUCCAACUUUCAAGGAACCGGCUGCCUGCUGGAUCCUCAAGUAACUCGGAGAAACAGUUUCCAAGGCCCCCCGCUGUUGGGGAAGGAGGCGGGGCCUGUCGAGGAGGGAGCGUGGUCAGGACUGACACACUUCAUGUGACGUGGAGAAAGGAGGCCGGUUUUCCCUUUGCACUUGUCUGACUGCAGUCCCUGGGGCUCGCCCGCUCAUCCUCCAUGGCCUUUCACGAACUCCUGGAGGAAAUCGGAGGCCUGGGCCGAUUCCAGAUCCUUCAGACGCUUUUCCUUUGCAUCUCCGGCAUCUUGGUGUACCCUCAUUUUCUACUGGAGAACUUCACCGCGGUCGUCCCGGGUCACCGCUGCUGGGUCCACAUCCUCGACAACGACACGGUCUCUGCUAAUGGCACUGGGACCCUCGGGCAAGACGCCCUCCUCAGAGUCUCCAUCCCACUGGACUCAGACCUGAGGCCAGAGAAGUGUCGUCGCUUCCUCCACCCCCAGUGGCAGCUCCUUCACCUGAAUGGGACCUUGUCCAACACGAGCGAGCUGGCCACGGAGCCCUGUGUGGAUGGCUGGGUGUACGACCGGAGCGCCUUCUCCUCCACCAUCGUGAUGCAGUGGAACCUGGUGUGUGACUCUGCAUCACUGAGCUCAGUGACCAAAUUCUCAUUCAUGAUUGGAGCGGUGGUGGGAGGCAUCAUUUUGGGCCAUCUAACAGACAGGUUCGGGAGGAGGUUAAUUUUAAUGUGGUGCUUUCUUGCACUCGCCGUCGUCGGGAACUGCGCCGCCUUCACCCCCACAUUCCUCCUGUACUGCUUCCUGCGCUUCUUGGCUGGGUUUUCUGUCAUGGGCAUCAUGACCAACAAUUCGGUGCUUAUUAUGGAAUGGCUAGUGCCCCGAUUCCAAGCCCUGGGAAUGACGAUGGCGAUCUGCACUGCUUGCAUGGGACAGAUGAUUCUGGGAGGCCUGGCUUUUGUCAUUCGAGACUGGCACGUCCUUCAGCUGGUGUAUUCUGUACCAGUACUGGUCUUGUUUGUUCUCUCAAGAUGGCUGGUGGAGUCUGCUCGGUGGCUGAUCAUCAUCAACAAACCCGAGGAGGGCUUAAAGGAGCUUCGGAAAGUCGCCUACAUGAAUGGAAGAAAGGAUGUCGGAGACGCCCUCACCAUGGAGGCUUUGAGAGCCACCAUGCAGGACGAGCUGGAGGCGGCCAAGACCAAACCGCUUGUGUUGGACUUGUUCCGCACGCCCAACUUGCGUAAAAGGAUGUUUCUCCUAUGCUGCGUGAGGUUUGCAGUCUGCAUUCCCUUCUACGGCCUGGGUCUCCACCUCCAGCACCUGGGGAACCAUGUUUUCCUGUUCCAGGUUCUCUUCGGCGCAGUCUCCCUCCCAGCCAACUACGUUGCCUUUCUGGCGCUGAAUCGCCUGGGCCGGCGAGUAAGCCAGGUGCUUUUCCUGCUCCUGCUGGGGAGCUCCAUUCUGGCCGUCACGUUUGUGCCUCGAGAAAUGCAGACCCUGCGCCUGGUUGUGUCCACUGUGGGAGUAGGAUUCUCUUCGGCGUCUCUCAUGGGUUCUUUUGUCCACGGAAAUGAGCUGAUCCCCACCAUCAUCAGGGCAACAGCUUCAGGAAUCAUAGGGAUUGUCGGUAAUAUGGGGGCAGCCCUGGCUCCCCUCCUGAUGAUCCUGACCGUGUAUUCUCCCCACCUGCCCUGGAUCCUCUAUGCAGUCGCCAGCUUCAUCCCUAGCCUUAUUGUCUUCCUCCUUCCUGAAACCAAGAAUCAGCCUCUGCUUGACUCCAUCCAGGAUGUGGAAAAGGAGAGAAAAGGCUCACGAAAAGAAAAACAGGAAGACACCCACGUGAAAGUGACCCAGUUUUAAGGGAUUCCAGCAACAAAGUGCUAAUCAGAGGGCCAGACAGAGGGGAAUGGGAUCAUCCCUCAAUAUAGGCAACUUUUGGGAAAGAAGUAAAUAAAAAGCUAUAAUGAAAAAGUGGAUCUCAUCUACCAUUGCAGUACUAAACAAGUAUAUAUAGAAUACCUAUGAUUAAUCGUCAUAAGAAGUUCUCAGAGCCCUGGCCAAUGUGGCUCAGUUGGUCGGAGUGUCAUCCUGUAAAUUGGAAGGUCACAGAUAUGACUCCUGGUCAGGGCACAUGCCCAGGUUGCAGGUUCAGUCCCCGGUUAGGGCAACCAACCUCACAUCAAUGUGAGAGAAUACUCUCACAUCAGUCUCUCUCUCUGCCCCCCCUUUCCCCCUCCCCUCUAAAGUCAAUAAGCAUGUCCCCGUGAGGAUUACAAAAAGCAAAGAAGUGUGAGGAAGGUUGCCAGCUUUUAAAGAAAGCAUAAUGAAAUGUGUAGAUAAAUUUUGAUCCCUAACAUGUCUGUGGAUAGAAAGAAUAGUAUUAAAAACAUUGAUUCUGCUCCAGUUACUUGGUAGAGUAAUUAAUUACAAAGAAAAAAACUGCAUACUCUUGAAAGAAUUUUUAAAAGUUACAACUUUAUCUACAAAUUAAUAAUAAACAAAGUGACUUAAGAAAGAGAAUCACAGAACGAGGGGGGCUGGCUGGUGUUUCCAGUGGCGUCUGCUCGACUCUGUCGUGGCAGCCACGGUCCGAACAGGAAGAGCAGGCGUCUUCACUCGUCAGAGGAAGUGCGGAAACAGACCAUAGGAGAUGUAACAGGUAAUAUGUAAUUCCGAUAUCAUAAAUCGCUGGGCAAAGUAAAGGAUUAUACAAUAAAUAGCAUAACUAAGUACUUACAAAUAAAUGACUAAUAAUGUGAUCUCAUACCCUAAACCCCCAAAUGUUCUACUUUAAUAAAAAGUUGAUUGGAAAAAACAAA